GGUAUUCUUGUGAAGAAUUAUAAUUUUAUGUUAAUAUAUGUUCAUACAUGAUGCAGACAGCGGGUAGAAUCAUAUAGAUUAUUGCGUUCACUGGCAUCACAAGCGACAGUGUCGGUGAAGCAGUGAGAGGGGAUGGAUGUAACGUGCUGCUGUCACAUGAUAUAAACUAACUCUUGGCGUCUCUGGAUUAUUCGCUCGCAAUCUUGACCACUUGAACGACUGAAUCAUAAAAGAUUGCAGCGAGUCUUCUGCUUCUCACUGCCAACAAACCACCCCGGCAACCCCAAAAUUAGGAGUUGUGUUCUCAUCCUCGGUGGACACUUUUCCACCAUGGAGGCCCCAACUGGAGAGUCCAACUCCUCCUUUGGGAGCCGCUCUAACGAAUGCGAUGAGGCGGCUAGCCUCUGCAAGAAUUCAAACAAAAUCAACCAAAAUGGUCGCACGUUUUGGGCGCGUGGUGCGUCCCUCUCAACUGCGAGAGAGACGCCCCGUGCGAGAAAUUCCUAUUUACAUGAAACUCCUAAAAAGAAAACAGAGACGAAAGCUGGUCACUUUAAACGGUAUCCGAAUUAUUUUGGAGGCCGGAGACAUGGGUUGGUCCGCGGGUGGUUUGUCGUGGCAGUCUUGGCCGCAUCCAUGCUACACCUUGUCCUGCCUCUCAACUAUGCAAGGCGGCAGUGCAUUGACUCGGAAGAAUUCCACUAUCCUCACUCUGGCGUAACGCGCUCGCCUCUCUGUGACUUCUUUAAUCAUCCUCCUAAGUUCGUGGAGACUCCGCGCAGUCAGCGCGUGCUGAACGACAUGGCAGCUUCCUUCACGUGUCGGGCGGAGGGCAACCCGCCUCCUGUCAUCGAGUGGAGGAAGAACGGACGGCGCAUUGGCGGCACCAACAGAUUCUUGACCAUCGACGUGCCCGGAGGUUCCAUCCUGCGCAUCGAGCCUGUGAAGUAUCAACGCGACAACGCGACGUACGAAUGCGUGGCGGAGAACACUGCGGGCGACACGAUCAGCGCUAAGGCCACCCUCGAGGUCUUCUCUGACGACCGCAACGAGCUACCCGCGGGCUUCCCAACAUUCCGGUCUGAGCCCAAGACGAAGGCCGUGGAGAUCGAACACACCGCGCUGCUCGUAUGCGAUGCUUACGGCGACCCCAAGCCUAACGUCACCUGGUACAAGGACCAUGUACCCAUUGACCUCUCGAACCCUCGCUUCUCCGUCCUUAGCUCCGACUUGGGAAGAAUUAGUCUCUACGAAUGUGUGGCAGAGAACUCCGUGGGAACUGCCUUCAGUAAACUCAUUAACCUCUACGUCAGAGGUGCCAGGAAGCAUCAGUUCUUACUGAUUAACGAGGUGUUCGCUGCGGCCGUCUUUGUUCGUAUAACAAGGUGGGUCACCCGCGUCGGCCGCCCCUACGUCAUGUGGAAGAAGGGCCUGGCAGUCGAGGUGUCGGAGAACAGACUCACCAAGAACGUGCUGAUGCUACACAACAUCCGCAAGUCUGAGAACUACACGUGUCAGGCGCAGUCCACUCUAGGCAUCAUCGUCGCCGAUGUUCAGGUCAAAGUACAGGCACUGCCGCGGCCGCCCACAUCUGUACGUAUCACUGACGUGACUGCGACGUCUGUACGCGUGGUGUGGGAGUACGACGUGAGCCCCAGCGACAUCAGCUACUACAUCAUCCAGUACAAGCCGCGCGAUGUAGACCGCGAGUACACUGAGAUGUCCGGUCUAGUCACCAGGUUCUACGCUGUUAGCUCGUUGUCGCCGUACACGAGCUACGAGUUCCGCAUCGUGGCCGUGAACAAGAUCGGGCGAGGCGCGCCGUCUGAACCUGCCUACAUCACCACUGGCGAGACCACUAACGGCAGAGAUUCAAAGCCCGGUAGCGCCCCGCGCAGCGUACACGUGAGGCCAAUCUCUUCAUCCACGAUGGUCAUCCAGUGGCAAGAGCCCGAGGCACCUAACGGCCAGAUUACGAGCUACAAGGUCUACUACACGAACAACGACAGCCUGCCGAUCUCGGCAUGGAAGAGUCAGACGGUGCAGGAGAACAAGCUUACUACCAUCAGCGAGCUCAUACCUCACAGCAUCUACACCAUCUGCGUACAGGCUGUUACUGGCAUGGGCCCCGGCCCCCUCUCUAACCCUGUCAAAGUCAAGACCCAGCAAGGAGUACCAAGUCAGCCAUCGGACCUGAAGCCGUCGAGCGUGACAGCGACUUCCAUCGCCGUGAGCUGGACGCGGCCCUCGCACCAGGGCGAGAACAUCAUCAACUACGAGCUGUACUGGAGCCUUCAGAAGGAUGCCAAUGACCCAGCGAAGUAUCAGCAACGCACUAUUCCCGACGGGGAGAGCUACGUACUGCAAGACCUGCGCCCCAACACCGUCUACAGUCUCUGGCUCGCUGCUAAGUCCCAGCGCGGAGAGGGCGCUGAGACCGCUAAAAUCUCCGUCAGAACAGAGCAGUCCACUCCCGGAGGUCCACCGCAAAACAUCCAAGCAUUUUCGGAGACGUCCGAGAGCAUCCGUGUAGUUUGGGAGCCUCCAGUUGCGGAGCUGCAGCACGGCGACAUCACAUUCUACACUUUGAUGUACGUUAACAGCAGCCUGAGUGACGACGAUGCACGUGAGGUCAAAAUACCAGACCCUAACGAGCGAGAGUUCGUCAUCACCGGUCUCCAGAAGUGGACCGAGUAUCGCGUCUGGAUGACUGCGGGCACGAGUAUUGGUGCAGGGGUCAAGUCCGACCCUAUCAUGGUGCGCACCGACGAGGAUGCUAAAGGGGAUGUGCCCGGGGAACCGCGAGGCGUCGACGUGAAGGUCCUCAACAGCACCAGCAUCGAAGUCAAGUGGAGCGCGCCUAGCGAGCGCGAGCGACACGGCAUCAUACGGGGCUAUCAGAUACACGUCCAGGCCGUCACGUCUAGUGGUUCGGAAGUUAUCCCUCAGGGUCAGGGUCGCCCAUACACCACCCACAAGGGGGACGCAACCUCCUACGUCAUCACAGACCUGGACCCCGACACGCAGUACCAGGUACAAGUUGCAGCUCUCACCCGCAAGGGAGACGGUGCCAGAUCGAACCCUGAAAGGAUCACCACACCGGGCGGCGUCCCGAACAAACCUUUCAUCACCGUCAAUGGCACAGUUGACAAAUUCAGCGGCAAGUUGUCAGUCUACGUAGAGUGGGUGCCUCCAACUCAGCCCUAUGGAGAAGUGCAGGGCUACAGACUGCGCUACGGACCUGUUGGGGAGCCAUUCCAGACGGUGACGCUGCAAGGCAACACAAUGUUGCACCGUACCCUAGACGAGUUGCAGCGCGGGGUGCAGUACGAGAUAAGAGUCUCGGCUAAGAACAGACUGGAUUACGGUGAAGAAGCUGUGCGUCUCUACAGCACUCCUGAGGCACCUCCAUCUGGUCCGCCUACAAACAUAUCAUACCGCUAUCAAACUCCCGGAACGAUCGUGUUCACUUGGGACCCCCCAACGCCCGGUGAACGUAACGGUGCCAUCAUAAGGUACGACAUUCAGUUCAAGAAAGACGUCUCCUUGAACAACGACUACAAUUACGUUGGCAACACCACGCAAAAUAAGAAAGUCUUCGAUGGGCUUGACGAAAACAUGCGAUAUGCCUUCAAGGUGCGAGCGAGCACGAACAAAGGGCCCGGCCCGUACAGCCAAGACCUGGUGUUCACGACGCAGCAAGACCUGGUGAGAGCGCCCGUCAACCUGCAGGGGAUGGCCACCUCUGAGUCCAGCAUCGAGAUCUGGUGGGAGCCUGUGCCUUCCCAUGGCAAACUCAUCGGCUACAAGGUUUUCUACUCGAUGUCCCCGACGCCCGACAUGGAGGAGUGGCAGCAGCUACAAACGGCCGUCACGCACUCCGCCGAGCUGCCCAACCUCGAGCAGCACGCCGAGUACGGCAUUAAAGUCGCCGCCCGCACCAACCAGGUGCCUAUGCUUAACCCCCAGCAGUACGAGGUACUGAACCCCUCCCCCAUCAGGCUUAACCCCCAGCAAUACAAAGUACUAAACCCCUCCUACAUCAGGCUUAACCCCCAACAAUACAAGGUUACUUACUCGGCUUACAAAGAAUUCGUAGACGCUCGAGGCGUGACGCAAGUGCACGAGUUCAAAGCACAACCAAAAGUUGUAGGAUCGCGUCAGUACAGCUACGUCAUCGAAGAUCUUCGUCCCUUUACAACCUACACCGUCAACGUGACGGCCGUACCGAGCACUGACGACUACAGACCUCCUGCCAGGAUAACUGUCACUACUCAGAUGGCUGCUCCGCAACCCAUGGUGAAGCCUGACUUCUACGGCGUGAAGGGUCCCCACGAGAUCGCCAUGAUCUUGCCCCAGGCCUCUGAAGAGUACGGCCCCAUCGCCCACUACUACCUCGUCGUGGUACCUGAAGAACCCUCCACGCCAACCUCGAAGUUCACAUUCAAGCAGCCUGAUCAGUACAUGACAGACGAUCUGAUGGCGAACAAGGCAGGCAAUAAGGAAGCCUUGGCAGAAGGCCCGUACAUCGCGGCCAAGUUCAUGCAUCGCAGCAUCCCUUACUCCUUCAGCCUCGGCGACGGCAGGAUUAAGGGGGGAUUCAAGAACAGACCGCUGCAGAAAGAUAAAAAAUACAAGAUAUUCGUUCGGGCUGUGGUCGACACUCCAGGACGUCACCUGUACACGUCCUCGCCGUUUUCGACGCUCAUUUCACUGGACAUGAGACCUGCCCCGACCGGAGACCUGCCGUCUCGGCCCAACCCCUUCCAGCCGAACCACUCGAGCGACCUGUCGGUGCCGCGGUCGCCCUCACACCCUCAGACCCUGAUGAUAGUGGGACCCCUCAUAGGGGCGGUCGUGCUCGUCGUCAUCUGCCUCUUCUGCUUCCUUUUCGUCUGGAAACGACGUCGUCAGCCGAAAAUUCCCGACCAAAGCCAAGUGACCAAACCUCUUAUGGCGGACCUCGGUGGCAUGGGCGGCGUGGGUGCUAGUGUGGUGGCUGGAAGUGGUCCAGCCUCAGCCCACGGCACACUUAACAGCGUUAAAGGCGUCAGUCUGGGCAGCAGUGGCAAUGGUUUAAUGAUGAACGGACCUUCUGACCCCGUCGAGUUACGACGUCUCAACUUCCAGACGCCAGGCAUGAUGAGUCAUCCCCCGGUGCCCGUCCAGCAGCUCGCUGACCACAUCGAGGCUCUUAAGGCCAACGAUAACCUCAAGUUCUCACAGGAGUACGAGUCGAUCGACCCUGGGCAGCAGUUCACGUGGGACAACAGCAACUUGGAUGUCAACAAACCCAAGAACAGGUACGCGAACGUGAUAGCUUACGAUCAUUCACGCGUGACGCUGCAGCCCAUCGACGGUAUCGUCGGCAGCGACUACAUCAACGCUAACUUCUGUGAUGGAUACAGGAAGCCUAACGCCUACAUCGCUACUCAGGGACCUUUACCGGAGACGUUCGGUGAUUUCUGGAGGAUGUGUUGGGAGCAAGGCUCCACCACCCUCGUGAUGAUGACCAAACUAGAGGAGAGAACCCGCAUCAAGUGUGACCAAUAUUGGCCCAGUCGCGUGUCCCAGACCGAGGCAUACAACAGCAUGCAGGUCACCCUCACCGACGUCCAGGAGCUGGCCACCUACACCGUCCGUACAUUUCAGCUUCAGAAGAUGGGAGGUCUGGAACGUCGUGAGAUCCGGCAGUUCCAGUUCACGGCUUGGCCGGACCACGGCGUGCCCGACACACCCACGCCCUUCUUGACGUUCCUGCGCCGUGUGAAGCAGUGCAAUCCUGUCGACAGCGGCCCCAUCGUCGUACACUGCAGUGCUGGUGUGGGUCGGACUGGCGCGUUCAUCGUGAUAGACGCGAUGCUGGAACGCCUCAAGCUCGAGCGCACCAUCGACAUCUACGGCCACGUGACAUGUCUCAGGGCGCAACGUAACUACAUGGUACAAACGGAGGACCAGUACAUGUUCAUUCACGACGCUCUGCUCGAGGCGAUCGUAGCGGGCAGCUCAGAGGUGGCGGCGCGAGCGCUACACGCGCACAUCCAGCGCCUGCUGCAGCCUGCCGACGACAACACAACGGCUAUGGAGGCUGAGUUUAAGCGUUUGGCUAACAUCAAGGCCCAGCCCUCGCGCUUCGUGAGCGCAAACCUCGCCGUGAACAAGUUCAAGAACCGUCUCGUGAACAUCCUGCCUUAUGAGAGCACUCGCGUCUGCCUGCAGCCUCUGCGUGCCACUGAGGGAUCUGACUACAUCAACGCCAGCUUCAUUGAUGGAUACAGGUAUCGGUGCGCCUACAUCGCGACUCAAGGGCCGCUACAGGAGACCAUAGACGACUUCUGGCGCAUGUUGUGGGAGCACAACUCUACCAUCGUCGUCAUGCUAACUAAACUGAAGGAACUCGGACGGGACAAGUGUUCUCAGUAUUGGCCCAACGAUCGUUCCCAGCGCUACCAGUUCUUCGUGGUCGACCCCUUGACUGAGUACAACAUGCCUCAGUACAUCCUGCGGGAGUUUAAGGUGACGGACGCCCGUGACGGACAAUCGCGCACCAUCCGUCAAUUCCAGUUCAUCGAGUGGCCGGAACAGGGAGUCCCGAAGACUGGCGAAGGCUUCAUCGACUUCAUCGGCCAAGUGCAUAAAACCAAAGAGCAGUUCGGGCAGGACGGGCCCAUUACAGUGCACUGCAGUGCGGGCGUGGGGCGCACGGGAGUGUUCAUCACGCUGUCGCAGGUGCUGGAGAGGAUGCAAUACGAGGGCGUCGUAGACCUCUUCCAGACCGUCCGUAUGUUGCGCACCCAGCGACCUGCCAUGGUGCAGACCGAGGAGGAAUAUCGGUUCUGCUACCUGGCUGCCCUCGAGUAUCUGGACAGCUUUGACCACUUCGUUGAUUGACCAGCCACGGCGCCUAAAUCUUUGUGGUCAUAACUAACCCGCGGUGCAAUGACAUCUUCGUGCUUCGUCGUUACUUGAUGUGUUGGAACCUUCGCACUGCGAUCACACCCUCGGCUUUCUUCGUGAAGUAGAGAAAUUAGAUAGAGCAACUAAAGAGAGAUAUACUACAUGUGUAUGAUUUCUCGUGACUCUGACUUAAUAAUCGAACUGCUAUCGAUCAGUGUCAAUAAUAUUAAUUUGUGCUUUUUAAGUGAGUCGAAUCAAAGCGAAGGAUUUGGAAUGUUGAACAAUGACACUUGACGUAUGUCAACUUCCUUGUUACCUUUUGUGCACCGAAGAGCCGUGAGUGGCUUGGAAAUUUUAAUGUUUUGUGGCUGCGAAAAAAAGUGAACUUUUCACGUAAAGACAAUCUUGAGUUGAACUGAAGUGAAUUAAAAAACAAAAACUUUUCUGCGCUGGCUUGUCAAGGAAAUAUCUGAGGAGAUAAAGUUUGAACUUUAUCUCGAUCGUAAUUGAAACCUUUACAUGUGAAGGGUGUUAAGUUAGAUAAGAAACGGUUACAGCUUUAAUUCUUUCCUUUUAAGUGAUUGACGAAGAUUAAUUCAGCAUUGGUCUACAUGGGUAAUGUAAUCAUGAGCUUUAGGUAUGGUUAAAAUGUCUGUCUCGUGUCCGAUAUAGUGCCUACGUUCUACAAGUUAUUUUUAUAGAAUUUCAUAAGUUAGAUUUUUUUUAAUCUUUGUAUUUCUUAUUGAAUGAAGGGAUUUGUUUUUGUCGAGGACAUAUUUUACGUUACUAUCAUCUUGCAGGAUAUAAGUUAUGUCCCAAACGAUGAAUUGAAGCUAAGCUAUAAGCGAAAAAUAGCUUAGGUAAAAAACUCAUAGCUUUAUAACUUCGUUGGAUUAUUAAAUAAGGUUGUUGUUUUCACCAAUUUGUCUCUGUUUUUAAUCAGUAUUUUCAAACAACCGUUACUCUAUUACUUGUUGCAGGUUUUAAGUUUCUCAACAUUCAUUAAAGAAAUUCUGAAGUUAAUUUUAAAGCAUUCUUUUCGAAACCCGUGUAUAAUUUUUCGAAAGUAAUAAUUUGCAAUAUCCGGUAACAAUUGUAUCGUUUUUUAUGACAAUUUUCAGAUAUUUUUCAUCAGUUAUGAACAAGUUCUGGCUAAUGGAAUUUAACUAUGAUUACAUCGACUGAAAUUACCUACUGGCUGGUCAUUGCGACUGUUGUAUUCAACAGGAUUUGGCUCUACACAUAUUAUGUCUAAACCUAAAACAUCCUGCUUUGU
Messenger RNA from Hyalella azteca, 8173 nucleotides. It is a transcript of the gene Lar, whose product is annotated as tyrosine-protein phosphatase Lar. Gene Ontology annotation, molecular function: protein binding; protein tyrosine phosphatase activity. Gene Ontology annotation, biological process: protein dephosphorylation. The coding region runs from base 331 to 6891 and encodes 2186 amino acids. The record is from RefSeq and is a predicted model, not a curated record. Lineage: Eukaryota; Metazoa; Arthropoda; Malacostraca; Amphipoda; Hyalellidae. The transcript is spliced from 50 exons.